Molecule: messenger RNA, 2842 nt
Organism: Aspergillus uvarum CBS 121591
Lineage: Eukaryota; Fungi; Ascomycota; Eurotiomycetes; Eurotiales; Aspergillaceae
Product: putative SNF2 family helicase
Exons: 5
Coding region: 1-2706 (901 amino acids)
Molecular function (GO): ATP binding; ATP-dependent chromatin remodeler activity
Source: RefSeq, a predicted model, not a curated record
AUGGCGCAGCCGUCGGAGAGUACCGUGCAGCCCGCUCAGAAUGCCGCCGAGUCGACUGGCCAGGGCCAGCGGUCACCAGUCCAAAGAAUCAGAAAGAAUAGACUUUCAGCUGAGGAGAAGCGCAAGAGCAAGAAGUAUGGCCUCGAUUCUGUCUUGAAGCAAACGGGCCAGAAAACAGCAAGAAAGUCUAGAAAACGGAGAAAUGAAGACACUGCACCUGAUUCCGAGCCAGUCGAUGCUCCCACACGCAAAAAGGCAAAAAGACUUACUACUCAGGCGUCUGAAAAGUUUCUCAGCGCUCUAAUCACCCCUAAUAUUAUCGAAGAUGCGCACGCUAGUGCUUCUGCACAGGCCAUGCCUGAGUUUGGAGAGAGGGACAAAGAGAAGGCAUUCAGACGGAUGAUUGCCAGCAUUCCUGCGGCAGAUCUUGCUGAAGCGAAGUCGGACCAUAACAAAAUAAUAAUCGCAAGCCGCAAAUUCUCCAAAGGGGUGAGAAAAGACGGGACAGGAGGCUAUCGCAUCCCAGGUAUGAGAACAAGCUUGUACCACUAUCAACUGCUGGGAGCAGCAUUCAUGCGCGAUCGAGAGAACUCAUCUUAUCCACCCCACGGCGGAUUUCUGAGCGAUUUCAUGGGUUUGGGUAAGACCAUUCAAGCACUAGCAAACAUGGUCGAUGGGCGGCCCUCGGACCCAGAAGACCCGAUCAAAACCACACUGAUUGUUGUUCCAUCACACUUGGUAUCUCAUUGGAAGAAUCAAAUUAUCAAACAUUGCGAUGGUAUCGAUCUCAAGGAGAUUGUCACGUACUGUGCUGGACAUAGAUUGGAUACAUUGGACAUUGUUGGAAGCCUCCAGGAAUACAGUGUCAUCAUCACCACGUACGACGAGGUGAGAAGGUCAUAUCCCCAAAGCUGCAAGCCACCAGCACCGACCGGGACUGAAGACGAAGUGAUUGCAUGGUGGGAUGAACGUUAUGAAGAGCAUCUCGGCCCUCUGCAUAAGAUAAAGUAUCACCGGAUCAUUCUUGAUGAGGGACACCUCAUCAGAAAUCAUGGUUCGGCUGUUUCGAUGGCUGUCUGCGCUUUGACUGGCACUCAUAAGUGGAUCCUGAGUGGCACACCUAUACACAACUAUAUCGAUGAAUUAUUUCCUCAAUUUGACUUCCUGGGGGUACCCGGCACCAAAACCCACGAAAAGUUUCUCAGAGAUUUCUGUCAGGACGAAAAUAGCCACAUGCGCCUGGUCAAUCUCAUACGAUCAUUCAUGCUCCGCCGAACUCACGCCAGUCGGCUUUUCUCAUUUCCUUUGGUCAAACUACCGGAUGUUCAUGAUGAAGUCAUCAGAGCCGAGUUUUGUGAUGCUGAACGUGAGCUUUUCAAUGCCAUUGAAGACCUUUUCAUUCGGAACAUUAAUCAGCUUGCGAAACACAAGCAUCCGAAGCUGGCUCAAUACCGAUGUUUCCUGACGAUGAUAUUGAUACUCCGCAUGCUCAUUGCGAUCCGCAGCAACCCAACAGUCAUCUGCGACAAACGUGAAGAGCAUCUGGUUGAUUCCCCAAAUCUUCAAGGAGAUAAGGAGAAGCUAGUAAGGGACUAUUAUGACUUGAUGCUCAAACUCCAUGAAAGUGAGCAAUGGGAUGAACGUCUUAAGAGGAACAGUUGUCCACACUGCAAGUGUGUUCCCGUCUAUCCCGUCAUCACAUCCUGCCAUCAUCUCUACUGCGAGGAGUGCUACAGUUAUCUCUCUGUCAAUGAGAGCACAGACGAUGGCAAGCCGAUGUGCCGUGUCUGUCAGGAACCUAUUCAGGAAGCAGCCUAUUGUGACGCGGUCGAAGACAUUGAGCUUACACAGACACAAUCCACGAAGAACCCGAAGCAAGAUACAGCAACUCAACGCAAGAAGAAAUCCAAGACUGGCGUGUGGCGAAAGCCUCAGGGCUCAUUUCGGCGGCCUGCUUACCUGAAUUCGGAUGAGGAGCUACCUACCGAGCCAGAUGCGGACGAGCAAACAGACUGGAUAGAAGCAUGCGCGAGUCAAAUGCCAUCAGCCAAACUGACCAAGAUCCGAGACCUGGUGGCGAAAUGGCUGGCUGAGUCGCCAAGGAACAAGAUUGUUAUCUUCACUCAAUUUCUCGACUUCAUCCGCAUCUUGGGGAAGAUGUGCCAGAGGGAGAAGUGGCCGGCAACUUCGUUGACUGGAAAAAUGAAUCUGGCCAAACGAGAAGCAAGCAUGGAGCAGUUCAGCGACGUGAACGGCAACACGAAGAUCAUGCUGGCGAGCCUGAAGGCUGGUGGCAUAGGACUGGAUUUGACCGCGGCGAACAAGUGCAUUCUGGUCGAUUUGUGGUGGAACGAUGCCGUACAGGAUCAGGCUUUCUGCCGGGUGUGGCGCAUUGGCCAGACUCAAGAGGUGGAGUACAAGAAGAUCAUCGUCAGCGAAACCAUCGAUGACUAUCUUCUCCGGCUUCAAUCAGAGAAACUGGCGUCGAUCGAUCAGACCAUCGGCGACGAAAAGCUCAAGAGCCGCGACACAAUGGAAGAACUGCUCAACAUGUUUGCAGAUGUCGAGGUCGAUCCAAAUGGCGCCUUCAGGUUGACCCGCAAACCCAAGAAGUCGAAUGCGUACUCGAAGUCAGACGGCAAGGGAAAGGAGAAGGAGAAGCAGAGCGAACCCCCGGAGUCGGAGGAAGUCCCGGCUGAGUCCUGAACCCAGAUCUCCCUCUUUCUUUUGGUCGACACUGAAGCUUUAUCAUAUACGAAACGAGCUUGGAAUUUCUCUUUAUUUCUACUAUCUCAUUUGUGAUACCCUUCAAGUUAUCGGUUUUGAAUAGUUUUCUUUGAGG